CCAACAUUCGGUUAGAAUGGACUUUACUAACAAGGUCGUCUUAAUAACGGGCGCGAGCUCAGGCAUCGGUGCGGCAUGCGCUGUCCUCUUCGCUAGGGCUUCCGCAAAACUGGCCAUCGUCGGACGAAACAUGAAUAAUCUUAAAAAAGUUGCCGAAAACUGUGAAACCGAAAGUGGACAUACACCUUUAUUGAUUUCAGCCGAUAUAACUGUUGAAGAUGACGUUGAGAAAAUAGUUAAAGAAACAAUAGACUGUUACGAAAAAAUUGAUGUUCUUGUUAACAAUGUUGGUAUGUCUAUAAUUGCCGGCGUAAGAGAUGGUGUAAAGCCUCUGGACACAAUCAUGGAAACGAAUAUCCGCGGUACUUAUAUGCUUACGUAUCGAGUAAUCCCAUAUCUCGAAGCUACGAAAGGUAACAUUGUAAACGUAUCGAGUGUCCUUUCAACCAAAGCUAUGUCAACCAUGACGCCGUAUUGUAUGUCCAAAGCCGCUAUGGAUAUGUUCACUAAAUGCCUCGCGAUGGAGCUAGCGGAGAAGGGAGUGAGAGUAAACUCUGUUAACCCAGGCCCUGUGAGAACGAACUUCUUCACAAGAGCCGGUAUAAACAGUGAGCACAAUGAUGAACUCAUGAAGAACUUCGCCGCCAUGCUUCCGCUUAAAAUGGUAUGUGAAAGUGAAGAUGUAGCGGAAAUGAUAAUAUACCUCGCCAGUGACAAAGCCAGGUGUGUUACUGGAAGUUGCAUGCUGAUUGAUUGUGGAACAAAAAUCGGCAAAGUCGAGAAAUUAAUGUAAAAUCAAACUGGGUUUAGAAUAAAAUGU
Papilio xuthus (Asian swallowtail) is the source of this 820-nucleotide messenger RNA. RefSeq lists its product as uncharacterized. Gene Ontology annotation, molecular function: oxidoreductase activity. The record is from RefSeq and is a predicted model, not a curated record. The transcript has a single exon. The coding region runs from base 17 to 793 and encodes 258 amino acids. Lineage: Eukaryota; Metazoa; Arthropoda; Insecta; Lepidoptera; Papilionidae.